Molecule: messenger RNA, 1566 nt
Organism: Aspergillus niger
Lineage: Eukaryota; Fungi; Ascomycota; Eurotiomycetes; Eurotiales; Aspergillaceae
Exons: 4
Coding region: 1-1566 (521 amino acids)
Biological process (GO): transmembrane transport
Molecular function (GO): transmembrane transporter activity
Source: RefSeq, a predicted model, not a curated record
AUGCCUACGGCGCCACCCGGGGAUGUUGACUACUCCGCCGCUCUAAGCCAGGAGACUAGCCUGGAGAGUGCUGAUACGAUCUUUGCGGAGAAAGACAUUGUGCACGUUGAAGAAGGAGAAGUCACAUUACAAGAUAGUGCAUUAGAAUCGGAUGAUCCCCAAGACAAGGAUGACCUCGUUGUGGACUGGGACGGGCCAAACGACCCUCAGAACCCCAUGAACUGGACCACCUUGCGGAAAUGGGUCAUUAUCGGGUUGAUAUCCUUGAGCAGCUUCAACGUAUCUAUGGUAUCCACGGUAUUCGCUCCCGGCGUGCCGCAAGUUCUGAAAGAGUUCAAUGUCCACAACCCAUCCAUUUCAUCUCUUAUGAUUUCGAUUUACGUGAUGGGGUCUGCUCUUGGCCCUCUGGUUCUGACGCCUCUCACUGAGAUAAGCGGGAGACUUCCCAUGACACACCUGGCCAAUAUACUAUUUGCAGUGGCUGCAGUUGUUUGCGCCGCCAGUGUGAACAUAUCAAUGCUCAUAAUGGCACGCUUCGUUAUGGGCAUAGCCAGUUCCGUACCUGUGACGGUCGGUGGAGGCUUUGUUGCGGAUAUGAUUCCCAUGGAGAAGAGAGGGACGGCAAUGACGAUCUGGACAGUUGGUCCCCUCAUGGGUAUGGUCACAGGACCGAUUUAUGGUGGUUACAUUGUCCAAAAUAUCGGAUGGCGUUGGACAAUCUGGAUAGAGGCGAUCCUUGGCGGGAUCAUCGUGAUUGCUUCCCUUAUAUUUUUGCGGGAGACAUAUGCACCCACGCUGCUCCAGCGAAAGGCGAAGCGACUUCAGAAAGAGACUGGACGUCCGUUCCGAACUCAAUACGACAUAGAUAAGAAGAUUGGCCAAAUUAUCUGGAUUUCAAUCAGCCGUCCGAUCAAGUUUCUUUUCCUAUCACCCAUCGUUAUGAUCGUUUCUUUGUACAGCUCCAUCACCUACAGCUAUAUGUACACACUAUUCACUACUUUUACGAGCGUCUUCGAGAAUGUGUACGGUUUUACUCCCGGCGAAGCAGGUCUCGGCUACCUGGGACUGGGUCUCGGGUUCUGCUCUGGACAGAUCGUCGUGGGAUACUAUUCCGAUCGAUACCUCAAGAAGCAGGAAAAGAUCCAUGGCAAGAUGAAGCCAGAAGAUCGACUUCCACCUUUAGUGGUCGGAUGCAUUCUCGUCCCAAUCGGACUCUUUUGGUACGGCUGGGCCGCAGAAUACCGGUUGCACUGGAUAGUUCCCAUCGCUGGGACCUUUUUCGUGGGUGCAGGCAUCUUCUUCGUUCAUCUGGUUACACAGGUGUACCUGAUUGAUUCAUAUACUCUUUAUGCUGCCAGCGCAGUAUCUGCGGAGCUGGCUCUGCGGUGCCUGUUCGGGGCUACGAUCCCGUUGGCGGGUACUCCUUUGUACGAUGCCCUCGGGCUAGGAUGGGGAAACAGCCUACUAGGGUUUAUCGCACUCUUGUUUGUCCCAGCUUCGCUUUUCUUACUCAAGUAUGGUGAGAGGAUCCGGACGAAUCCCAAAUUUCAGCCGCAGAUGACAUGA